UACUAAUUGCCUGUGGCGUGCUGUUGUCCACUAACAAACUUUGUUGAGGAUCAACUCACGUUUAUCUCCGUCAAUCCGCCUCUCAGGAAAUCCAACAAUGCCUACCACAGCAGAAUAUCGUACUGGAAAACGCCCUCGUACUCAGUCGUUACCUCCUCCAGCUCUCCCUCAGCUUGUCGCCGAGCAACAAGUGCCCAUACCCUCUAGUGAUAAGGACAGCCAAAGGCUCAUCGUCGUCCUAUCCAAUGCCAGCCUCGAGACAUACAAGGCGUCCCACGGCGGCGGCGCCGGCCGUGCCGGUAUGCAGCGCGACGACAAGUACUCGCUCCUCAACAGUGACGAACAUAUCGGAGUGAUGCGCAAGAUGAACCGCGAUAUCAGUGACGCCCGACCGGAUAUCACGCACCAGUGUCUCCUCACCCUCUUGGACUCGCCUAUCAACAAGGCGGGCAAACUGCAGAUCUACAUCCAGACAGCCAAGGGCGUUCUGAUCGAAGUAUCGCCAACUGUCCGUAUUCCCCGAACUUUCAAGCGGUUUGCUGGUUUGAUGGUUCAAUUACUCCACCGCCUGUCCAUUCGCUCGACCAAUUCUCAGGAGAAGCUUCUCCGAGUCAUCCAGAAUCCGAUCACUGAUCACCUCCCCCCCAACUGCCGCAAGGUCACACUGAGUUAUGACGAGAGUACGGUGCGUGUACGAGACUAUAUCCAAGGUCUUGGACCGAAGGAGAGCAUAUGUGUCUUUGUCGGCGCAAUGGCCAAGGGCCCCGACAAUUUUGCCGACGAGUAUGUGGAUGAGAAGAUCUCUAUUAGCCAAUACAGCCUCUCAGCUAGUGUCGCCUGCAGCAAAUUUUGCCACGCUGCUGAGGAUGCUUGGGAUAUCCUGUAGGUUGGCCUCCCAAGCUAAACCUUUUUUUUUUUUUAGAGGAGGAAUGCGAGAGGAGGGUAGGUAGUGGAACGUGUUAGGUAUGAAUAAUGAAUGGACGCUGACUUGCGGAAACCGCUAUACAACAUCGCGGCCGACGCAGGCAUCGCCGGAACUUGGGUCUUGGGGUUUUUGUUCUGUCUCUGUUUUUACAACCAAAACAUCAGGCGUUCAACAUGAGAUCCAAGACGUUUUCACCGUCUUAUGUGGGCCACUUCAACUUGGCCCACAACCCUCUUUCUUUUGUCUUUCUCCUGAAACUCUCCUGUCUUCAAUCACGCUGUCCCCUUUUUCCUGUCUGACAGUAGGAUUUGAGCCAACCGUGGCUCGACGUCUAAACUCGGUCGAGGCCGAGGUCCAGAGACGUAACCAGUGGCCUCUCACACGGCCAUACGGCCUGGGUUGGGGAGCGGGUCUAAUCUAU
Annulohypoxylon truncatum is the source of this 1346-nucleotide messenger RNA. RefSeq names its product nucleolar essential protein 1. Gene Ontology annotation, cellular component: nucleolus; small-subunit processome. Gene Ontology annotation, molecular function: rRNA (pseudouridine) methyltransferase activity; rRNA binding. The coding region runs from base 98 to 886 and encodes 262 amino acids. Gene Ontology annotation, biological process: rRNA base methylation. The transcript has 3 exons. Lineage: Eukaryota; Fungi; Ascomycota; Sordariomycetes; Xylariales; Hypoxylaceae. The record is from RefSeq and is a predicted model, not a curated record.